Arabis nemorensis is the source of this 522-nucleotide messenger RNA. NCBI's taxonomy places the organism in Eukaryota, Viridiplantae, Streptophyta, Magnoliopsida, Brassicales, Brassicaceae. The record is from the annotation of a GenBank genome assembly.
AUGGCGACCAAAUCCAUCUUCUUCUUCUUAUUUGUCUCCGCCGUGUGCUUGUCGUCUCUCGCCGGCGUUGCCGUCGCUGACGCUGAUGACUUUGACCGUUUCCAAAUUCAGGGAUCAGUUUAUUGUGAUACAUGCCGUGUUCAAUUCGUUACCCGUCUAAGCAAAUUCCUUGAAGGAGCGAAAGUGAAGCUAGAGUGCAGGAGCAGAACUAACGGAACCGUAACGUUGACCAAAGAAGCCGUUACGGACAAAACAGGUAGCUACCAAAUGGAAGUAACCGGUGACCACGAGGAAGAAGUGUGCGAGCUCGUGCUCGUCCAAUCACCGGACUCUGGUUGCAGUGACGUCAGCAAAGAGGCUUACCUACGUAACGCCGCUAAGAUCAGUUUAACGGCGAAUGACGGAAUCGUAUCUCACGAGACACGUAUCGUUAACCCUCUUGGUUUCAUGGUUAAGACUCCGUUAGCUGACUGCCCUGCUGCUUUCAAGGAGCUUGGGAUCGUUCCUGACGUCACCUUCUAA